AUGCGGACGCAGUACUUCUCCUUUGGAGAAGGCUCGCCCACCCGCUUCUUCACCAUGCCUCGCAUAUCGCUGCCCGCCAUCCCCGUCUACAUACCACAUCGCAUCCGACGGAAGUUCAGAUCAACGCGUUCAAAAAUCCGAUCACGAGCGACACCGACCUCCUCAAUAGCCUCCAUCGAAACCUCUUUCAACCCCGCAGACACCAUUCGAGCCCUUCGGACGCAUCAAUGGAGCUACUAUGACGCGCAAUAUCUCUUCUUGGCUGUGGUCGGCAUAUUCAGCUUGUGCAUGAUAGAUGGCAAGAGCCCUCUGUUCAAGACGGCGGUGGCGACUGCGCUCAUGACGAGCUUGGUGAUACCUAUCACAAGGCAGUUUUUCCUGCCCUUUCUCCCAAUCGCAGGAUGGCUCGUACUCUUCUACGCCUGUCAAUUCAUCCCCGGCGAGUACAGACCCGGGAUCUGGGUGCGAGUGCUUCCUGCAAUGGAGAAUAUUCUUUAUGGUGCAAAUCUGAGCAACAUCCUCUCAGCACACAAGAACUCGUUUCUCGAUGUGCUCGCGUGGUUACCAUACGGCAUCACGCACUUCGGAGCACCCUUUGUCUGCUCUGGGCUGAUGUUCAUCUUCGGACCACCAGGCACAACCCCCACAUUCGCGAGAGCCUUUGGCUACAUGAACAUGGCGGGUGUCAUGAUCCAGAUUCUCUUCCCAUGCAGUGCACCCUGGUACGAGAACCUGUACGGAUUGGCACCAGCUAACUACUCGAUUCCUGGCUCUCCUGCUGGUCUGGCCGCAAUCGACAAGCUGUUUGGGAUUGAUCUCUACACAUCAACGUUUACGGCAUCUCCACUGGUCUUCGGAGCUUUCCCAUCGCUGCACUCCGGAAACGCCACCAUCGAGGCGCUGUUCAUGUCGCACACAUUUCCAAAGCUCCGACCAUUGUUUGUCAUCUACACACUCUGGAUGUGGUAUGCUACAAUGUACUUGAGCCACCACUACGCCAUUGAUUUGGUCGGCGGUAGCAUCAUCGCAGCAAUUGCCUACUUCAUCGCAAAAGGCAGCUUCUUGCCUCGCCUGCAGCCUGGCAAGAUGUUCCGAUGGGACUACGACUACGUGGAGCAUGGCGAGGAGAAGGAAAUGUACGCAUACGGUAUUGCGGACAUUGACGAGUACGAAUUGGCACUCCACGGCGACAGCGACGAAUGGACAAUCGGAUCUUCUUCCAGCUUCUCCAGCAGCAGCCGCGAGCCAUCGACUGGCAUGCGAUCACCAGUGACCGACGAUUCCUGGGAAGGCGACACACUAGCUUCAUCCUCCGAUAACGAAUAUCAAAAAGCGUAA
Cercospora beticola is the source of this 1338-nucleotide messenger RNA. RefSeq names its product phosphatase PAP2 family protein. Gene Ontology annotation, biological process: inositol phosphoceramide metabolic process; sphingolipid biosynthetic process. The record is from RefSeq and is a predicted model, not a curated record. NCBI's taxonomy places the organism in Eukaryota, Fungi, Ascomycota, Dothideomycetes, Mycosphaerellales, Mycosphaerellaceae. Gene Ontology annotation, cellular component: inositol phosphoceramide synthase complex. Gene Ontology annotation, molecular function: inositol phosphoceramide synthase activity.